AUGCCUACGGAACGGCCAAGUCGCCUCGCAGCCAUAGCAGCAGCGACGGAUGUCAGUAGCACCAUCGCCGAGUUUGUUCACCGAUACCAGAGUCUUUCUCUGCACCGAGAUUCCCAGGAUAGCUUGGUCAAGGUAUCGACCUCAUCCUCUACUCCGAGGUCCAUUGAGUCGAGUCUUCGGGGAGAGAACGAAAACCUGUUGAGCAGGCUACGAGACAUAGAACCUAACCUCGAAGAUGCUACUCGGUCAAGGCGGGACUUGCAGCAACAGGUCCAGCAGCUGCAGGUUUACCGAGGGGCUGCACUGCAAGAACACCAUCAUUUGAAGAAUAGUAAUCCAUAUGUUACCGGUUUGAUAGACGGUGAUGGCCUCAUUUUUAAGCAAUCAUUCAUAGCCCAGGGCGUUGAAGGCGGAAAGAAGGCAGCCUAUGCCCUGCGAAGCGCCAUUCUUGAACAAUGCGGCAGUCAUGCCGCCAACAUUGAGAUUAUCACCAAAGUCUACGCCAACCUGGCCGGUCUCGGCAAGGCCAUGCGUCGCGACGGCAGUCUAAGCAACGAAUGCCACCUCAAAGACUUCUCGUUAGGCUUUACCCAGGCCAAGGCAAGUUUCGACUUUGUCGAUGUCGGCCAUGGAGAAGAGAGGGCAGAUGAUAAGAUCAGGGGUAGGGAGUUAUUCUUGGCAUCUCCCACGAAGCCGGUUGCUCCGUUUUUCGACGAGCUGUUUCAGGAUGUCUCCCUGCGGAUCCGAGUUACGGUUCUUGAGGGCAUCCCCGCAGUCCGCGAGCUCGCCGCAACUGGGGUGAACAUCCUGAAUCUGAACGACAGGCUCUUCCGGUCCGAGAAGUUGGUGGACAGAGUCUCGAUCCUUCCCCCCCCCCCGGAACCUUACUCCCCAGCUGUGUCCGUUGAAGCCAAAGCCACGGCAGCGAGCGCCCCCGCCACCACCUACGCCCGAGCGGCCGUUAAAAUUCCCACUCCUCCGCCGCCACAGGUCACCCUCCCGACGCAGCCCAAACCAGCCUCUGCGCCGGCCCGCCCCCAGCAACCGACAAAACCCGCACCGUGGAACCCCGAGCCCCGCGGCCUGGACCUGCCCCUCCAAGUCUCCCAAUCGGCCCUCGACACCAUCAAGAAGCGCAAGGACCACAACAAGCUCUGCAACAACCACUACCUGCGCGGGCCCUGCGCCAAGGGGUCCGCCUGCAUGUUUGAGCACAAGUACAAGCCGACCAAGGAAGAGCUGGUCGCCAUUUCGUUCCUGACGCGGCUCAACCCGUGCUCGAACGGGCAGCGGUGUGAGGUGGAGGAUUGUAUUCAUGGGCAUCACUGUCCGAGUGUGCGGGAUGGUGUGUGUACGCACCCGUUUUGCAAGUUUGGAAAGGAGGAUCAUCCGCCCGCGACGAGGAUUAGGCUUCACAAGUCUUAG
This is a messenger RNA of Parathielavia appendiculata, 1425 nucleotides long. RefSeq lists its product as uncharacterized. The record is from RefSeq and is a predicted model, not a curated record. NCBI's taxonomy places the organism in Eukaryota, Fungi, Ascomycota, Sordariomycetes, Sordariales, Chaetomiaceae. The transcript is spliced from 8 exons. Gene Ontology annotation, molecular function: metal ion binding. Bases 1 to 1425 code for a protein of 474 amino acids.